Messenger RNA from Lactuca sativa (garden lettuce), 611 nucleotides. The record is from RefSeq and is a predicted model, not a curated record. Lineage: Eukaryota; Viridiplantae; Streptophyta; Magnoliopsida; Asterales; Asteraceae.
CACUUUCUGUCACAUUUGAUAAGCUAAUUAAUGUUAAUGGCUUUCUUUAAAGUUUCACAGUUUGUUGAGGGUCAGAAUUAAUGGCGAGAAGACUAACGCCGGAUCAUCCACUAGUGAUUGGGAGGGUGGUCGGAGAUGUAGUUGACAAUUUCACUCCGAGUGUGAAUAUGCUUGUAAUGUACAACUUAUCAAACCAAGUGUACAAUGGGCAUGAGCUGUUGCCUUCUUCUCUCACUAGUAAACCUAAGGUUGAUGUUAAUGGUGGUGACUUGAGAUCCUUUUUUACACUGAUAAUGACAGACCCAGAUGUUCCUAAUCCUAGCGAUCCCUAUCUCAGGGAGCACCUGCACUGGAUGGUUACAGAUAUUCCAGGCACCACUGACUCCUCUUUUGGAAAAGAGUUGGUAAGCUACAAGAUGCCUAAACCAAACAUUGGUAUCCAUAGGUAUGUGUUCUUGCUUUUUAAGCAGAAUAGAAGACAAACAGUGAGUUGUCCGUCUUCUAGGGACAGAUUCAACACGAGAAUGUUUGCUCAAGAAAAUGAACUUGGUUUGCCUGUUGGUGCCAUCUUCUUUAACUGUCAAAGAGAAACUGCUGCUAGAAGACGUUAA